GGAGUGGAACUGCUUUCCUCUCUCUGCUCCAGCACAGCAUGAGAGCGAGCGAGCGAACAUGGAUUUUUGCUUCCCUUUCGCAACCAGGACACGAGGAUCGAGGGCGUCAUUGACAACAGCUUGGAUGUUGUGUUUGCGUCAUCACUAGUAGUAGUUUGGUUCCAAAGGAAAGCACAUCUUUUUGAGAAGUAGUGCUGCUGAUGGUCAGAUCUUUCGAUCUGGAGCUACGACGUCGUCAUGGUGGUGUGUAGAUGCCGCAAGAGACGGGUUUCAGACGAUUAUUUCAUCAAAUUCGCCGAUGGGGGCUACCAAGGUGUACUGCUUUGUUCACAAGGCACCAGUAUGUGCCGAUUGUAUAUGCUUCCCCGAACAUCGACUUUGCGUGAUCAGAACAUACUCAGACUGGGUCAUCGAUGGCGAUUAUGAUUGGCCACCAAAAUGCGGCGCAUGCCAGAAUGAUCUGAAGGAUGAAGAUACAAUUACAACACGGCUUGGAUGUUUGCAUAAUCUUCACACCAGCUGUCUGCAAUCUCAUUUGGGAAAUUUUCCACCGCAUACAGCCCCUGCUGGGUUUGUCUGCCCAUCAUGCCCUACAGCUGUGUGGCCCCCAAACAAGUAUUUUAAGGAAUCUGGAUCAGCUCUUUACAGUAAUCUCAAGGAAGUAAUAACUCAGGUAAGUUCAGCAAAAGUGCUUCUUGGAUCUGAUGCAGCCGUUCAGUCAAGAGAAACUCCUCUGGCGUUCUCCACCGGUCCACUAGCUGAAAUUUCAAUCUCUGAUGUUGGAUCGUCUGAGGGCGACGGAGUGCCCACUGCUGCAGCUGCUGAUGCAAGCUCCUCGACGGUUCCUAACAUUGUUGACAGCAAUCAUGUUAACACUAGCGAUGUUCCGUUGUCUACGGGGGCCAACAUGGCACAAGAUUCGGGUCCAACAAGCAAGACCACUGGCCCAACCUUUGCAUCAACAAACAUUAAUAUAAUUUCUCCUGAUUCUCGAUUUUCCAAGUCAGUUUCAUCAAAUCAAUCCCAACCAGGCGCCACCACACGCAAGCAUGCCAUCCGUGUAGAUAGAUCACAAUUCGAAAAUCAUGAGGAGCACGACGAUAAAUAUUCGAAAAGAGGUCCAGCGUAUAGACAAUUUUUGAAGUAUGUGCCCUUCUUCUCUAAUGGACUGCCGACUUUACCUAUAACUGCCGCUGAUGGAGAAGAAGCAAUGGAUGAUCGCCGACGGCGUCGGUAUCGCUCAUCCACAAUGGAUGUCAGAAAAUUGAUUCUUUUAUUUGCAAUCAUGUCAUGUAUGGCUACUGCGAUGCUGUUAUACUACCGGCUUUCUCAGAGCUCUGGUUUUUCAGGUGAUGCAGAGUCGGAUGAACAGUGACAUGUGACUUUGGUGUAGUUCCGGAUCUGAUUUCAUUGAUUGAUACUUAGUGAUUAGUACUUGGCAAAGGAAAAUGGCUGUUUUACAAGUCGUUUUGUUGUCCUUAAGCUCACCAUAACAGACAACCAUUUAGACUUUAUGCAGCUGUAGGAAAUUCGGUAGUUGCACUUGCCAACGAUAUAUCUUCACCUCUUCUGACAGUCAGUACCCUAAGCUGUCUGUUUAGCAAGUAGGUAAAAGCAGGACCCAUUUUCUGUAUUUAAGACCAAUUACAAGUGCCACUCUAUCCUAUUCGAGUAAACAUUCAGAACUGAGGCCUUCUGUUCUCUGCCAACA
Molecule: messenger RNA, 1711 nt
Organism: Physcomitrium patens
Lineage: Eukaryota; Viridiplantae; Streptophyta; Bryopsida; Funariales; Funariaceae
Source: RefSeq, a predicted model, not a curated record